CCGCAGGAAAGAGGGCAGCAGGGCAGCAGGGCAGGGCGCAGCAUUAGUCGCGCUCUUCAACGCGUUUCCGACCCGCGAUAGUCGGCAGCGUCAGCGCUCAUCGCGUUGGUAACCAUGGUAACCGACGCCGCGGUCAUCCUUUCCGGGCGGGACGAGAUGUGAGGACGUCGCUCGGUGGAAGAUGGCGCCGACGAGCUAGCUGGACUCGGGAGAUGUUGCCAACAUGGCGGACUCUGGCGGUGCUGCCGCGCUAGAGGACGGCGCGGCUCCGGCCUCUCGGCCCCCGCUGGCGGAGAAGGCGGGUCCGGCCUCUCGGCCCCCGCUGGCGGAGAAGGCCCUGGCCGAGGCCUUCUGCCGGGUGCGCUACCGGGACACGUCGCUGCUGGUGUGGCAGCAGCAGCAGCAGCGGGCCGCCGCCGCGCCUCCGUCCUCCUACCUGAGCCGCAGCCAGUCGUCCUGGUACAGCAGCUACGGCAACCAGGCCGUGCUGGUCCGGGACAAGAGCAGCCUGGAGGACGCGGGCCAGUCCAGGAUCUGCAGCGUCAUGUAGGCCAGAGACUUGACUUUCACAAUAAAAGCCGAUGACGCACGACA
Messenger RNA from Entelurus aequoreus (snake pipefish), 594 nucleotides. RefSeq lists its product as uncharacterized. Lineage: Eukaryota; Metazoa; Chordata; Actinopteri; Syngnathiformes; Syngnathidae. The record is from RefSeq and is a predicted model, not a curated record. The transcript has a single exon. Bases 224 to 550 code for a protein of 108 amino acids.